GAUGUUGCUUAUAUAUAUAUAAAAUAGAAAGGGGUAGAAUGUUUUUCAAAUUCAUGCGUUAGAGGAUGUGUGUGUUGUUUUUGUAACUCUCUCAGGAGUAGUGUCAUUUAAACAGUAGGGACGUUCGAGUACACAUCGUAAUAUACACUCUUGGAUUAUUUAUUGUAUUCAUAUAUAUUACCGGAUUAUUUACUGUGGAGAAAUAAUAAUAAUAAUAAUUGGAACUUUAUGGUUUAAUUCAAAAAAAUAUUUCAACAAACACUUUUGUGAAUACUGAUCAUUGUGGAUUAUAUCUCUAUAUAUUUAUAUACUUGUAUAUACAUCAUAUAUUGACUAUUUAUUGAGUGGAUCAUUAUGCAUAAAGGUCGAUCACGUACCUCUGAUGUAUACAGAGUUGAACAUCUUGUGGAUAAACGAAUACGUGGGAAUCGUACAGAAUAUCUAGUUAAAUGGAAAAAUUGGUCUGAUGAGCAUAAUACAUGGGAACCAGCAAAAAAUAUAUUGGAUAAACGAUUAAUUGAAUCAUACGAAAGACGAGAGAAACGUAAAAAAAAUCAAUUAGCAUCACCAUCCUCAACACCACGUGAUAGAAGUCAUAGUACAGAAAGUCAACGAUCGCCUUUACAUUCUCCAGACAGACACCACCAGCACCAACAGCAACAAGCACAACCACAACCCCAAAAUGUGAAAUCUGAAGAGAAUUUAAAUGCACACGAACCUUCAUCGUCUUCGUCGCCUAUUAAACCCAGUUUAACAUCAAUUGAUCCAAUCCUUUCAACAUUUCUUCCAUCUUCUAGUAAUACUGGUAGUUGUUAUUCAGACUUACCACUUACCAUUAGUAGCACUAGUAGUCAAUCAAUAAAAUCUCCACAUGUCACAUCAACUACCACCACAUCAAUUGAUUCUAUGCCAAGUCAAUGGGAAUUAAGCGAUUUAUGCUAUGAUCGUCGUUUUCGACGGACUACCCUAUUAGUUGCUGCUGCAUCGGCAUCAGCUGCGAAUGCAGCAGCAGCAUUAGCGCAUUCUAGGCUAUCUGGAAGACAAGCACAACAUUCGAGUGCAACUGGGUCGAGUAGUGCUCAUACAACAACAACUACGACAACAACAAUAAAUACUCCUGCUUCGCCUAUUACUAAUACUGCCAGCAAUACUAAUAUUAUUAGUACAACCGCUAGUACAGAAAGUAUUAAUUCGACUGUCAGUUUACAAUCACAAUCCAAAAUGCCUAAAACAGAAGCAGUAACCGCACCACUUCCAGAUGAAAAUAUCGAAGCAAGGCCGAAAAUUCGCCUAACAAUCCCACGUGAUCGUAUCCUACCAUGUCCACCAGUCGGUGUAUCGAGUAACUCAUCAGCCUCUUCAGCUAAUAAUACAUCAAUCAAUAGUUCAUCGUCAUCUUCAUCAAAUCAAUGUUUGGAUGAUUCUGAUCAUUCGAUAUCAAUGACUGAGUCAACAUCGAUUCGACAUGAUGAAGAUGUUAACAACAGUGGUGGAUUAUUUGUUGCCCCAGUGGAAUUACCUCGACGAUGUUAUAAUACAACAACGUCAGCCUUAUCACCGCAUUCCCUAAUGAAUCCAACAGGUGGAAUGCGUUUACCUGACAUACAAAUAGACAAUCGUAGUCAUCUAUACGAUUAUGAUACGUGUAAAUCACCAAAAUGGAAUAAACAGUUACCGUGUACAAAUAAUAAUACUGUUUCAAGUAUGAUGCAACUGCCUAAAUUACUUAUUUCCACCUCGACAAAUUUAUCCUCAACCUCACCAUCUACUCAUGCAUCAACAGUACCUUAUGAUUUUGUAAUAUCAGGAGGAUCAUCAGCAGCAGCGUCAAAGAAACGCAGACGACAAUUUAGUUCAGAAAGUUGUCUAUCCUCACCAUCCCCUGCAUACAGUGUCAUUGUUGAACACGACAUGGUGGUUAAGAAACGUAAACAUUCACAAAAGAAAAAAGAAAAGCGUAAACGUCGUCAUGAACAAAUUUCUGACUAUCAAGAACACCAACAACAUCAUCGUCAUCAUCGGGAGCAUCAUCAUCAUCAUCAUCAAGGUAAAAGUGGAUAUUCGUCAUCUUUUGAAGAUUAUAACGUUUUAAGCAUGAAUAAGAUUCGUCGACGUAGUGGUUCCUCAUCAGCAUCGCAUACCUCAUCUACCUCAUCUUCCUGCUCAUCUUCGGCGUCCUCUUCAUCGACAUCCUCUUUAUCACCAACAGUCCUGUCGAAUACAAUAUCACCUAAUCAAGAUGAAGGAUUUCCUCGACUAGCUCCUUUACGUAUACAUUUGCCUAGAUCCAUUACUUCACAGUUAUCUGCACCAGAGUCUUGUAUAGAUAAUAAUAAUAAUAGUCGAUCAUUUAUUGAUCAUACAAUCACUGGUGGUAGUGGUGGUCAACGAUUAGCAUUUUGUGGAAUGAAUUACAAGAGUACUCAUACAACUAAUAAUAAUAAUAGUAAUAACAGUAAUAAUAGUGUUGUCAUUGAUCAUAAUAGUAAUACAAGUCAUAUUCAAAUAAAUCAUUCAACUAAACGAAUACAUUUAGUACCAGAAAUGUGUAUUACAGAUAUUACAGUGAAUGGUUUAACAAUAAGUAUUAAAGAAUGUAGUGGACCCAGAAACUUUUUUGGUAUACCAACUAGUCAACUUGUUCAGUGUAACUCCGCAUCGUCGAUAAAGAAGGCUGAAGAUACUUCCAGUGGUGAUGAGUAUACCACACCACCGACAACAACAACGACAACAACUAGUAGUACUUCAACAACCACAACGAUAACAACGACGAGUUCAUCAGCUGCCGCCGCUGAUGGUGCUUCUACGUUGAAUAAUACAACUUCAUCAUCGAACACAUCGCCGACAACAAAUAAUUCGAAUUCAUCGACACGUACUGUUAAACCAUUAUGUGUUAGUUUAAAAGAGCAGAAUAUGCUGACGACAAAUACUACCUCGUUGAUAUUGUCACCACCCUCAACAAAGUUAGAAUCAUCUGAAGUUUAUCAGUCCCCACUGACUGAUGAUAGUUUGAUGUCCAGUGGUAUUGUGACUUCAGUUAUUACGCCUAGUAACAAUACAAUGAAUAAUGAUGGUGAUAUGGUUGACGAAAGUGACGUAAAAAAAAACUCACUUGAACAAUAUGCUGAUGAAAAUGUUGCUCCCGGUGUUAUUGAAGAGAUAUCAAGUCAUCAGCGAGUUAGCGUCCUUCAACUGCCUGUUCCUAUUUCAACAUCAUCAUCACCAUUGCCACCGUUAUAUCCUUCACAUUCAAUUGGAUCAUCAUCAUCAUCAUCUCUACAACACCAUCAAUCAUCACCAUAGUUACAUCCUCCUCAUCUGAAUCAGAUAAUUGUCAAACUCAUCGAUUGAGUACAAUUUAUGAAGAUACAGAACCUUCAUCUUCUACAACUUCUUCAUUGAAAUCUGAAAAGACGGCACUCUUGUUGAAUCUCCAAUUAAAACUGAAAGUGUAGUAACAUCUACAUCAAUAACAAUAACACCCCCACCCCCAGCACCACCACAAGAACAACCAGAGAAUACGUCAUCAACUACACUUAACUGUCCUGUUAAUGAUACUGAUCUCGCUAAUCAUUCACAUUCAACAUCCUCUCUUCUAUUACGUGCUGCAACUGAAGCAAUAGCAAAAAGUACAUUAGAUUCACCAAGUUCCCCUGGUUUAUUAAUAUUUCCACCAAGACGUUCAUCUACACCGAUAGAACAUAGUCCAGUUUAUAUAAAUCAAUCGAUAGAAAUCGAUAAGUCAAUAAAUAAUAAUCGUGUAUCAUCAUCGGAUAAUUUAGCAUCUAUGUCUACUAUUACGACUACUACUAUUACUACAAUUAGUGAGGAUAAGAGUACUGUCAUUAAAUCGGUAACUAAAUCAAUACCAAGUACAGAGUCAUGUGUUGUCAAUUUUAAUCGUAAACAUUUAAAUUCAAAAACAACAAUAACAACAUCAACGAUUACAUCAUCACCAUCAACUCGACCUAUGGCAACUAUAUUUGGACAAGUACGUAAUCGUAAUACAAGUAGUGUGAAGUAUUCUGCCAACAGUGGAUUGCAUAAUAUACCACACACUUCUAUGAGUACCACGACCACGACUAGUACCAGUCUCUUGUUGAAUAAUACCUCAGAGAUUGCAUCAACUCGUAAAUCACCUGGGAAGUCAAAACAUGCAACUAUCACAUCGACAGCAUCGAAUAUUUGGAAUAAUUCCACUCCUACUAGUACAACAACAACUGCAACUAUGGAUACUUUAAAGGAUGCAUCUUUAAAGCCUAUUGGUCGAAUAAAUGCUUCACACUAUGAUGAUAGUAUUGAUCGUAAUAACAAUAAUAGUAAUAAGAAAUGUACUGAUCCAAGUAAAAUUUAUACUUUCACUGGGGAAUCUUCGCCUACAUAUAAUCUAACCAAUUGUGAUGAUAAUACAACUUCAUCACCGUUAUCACUGACGUCAUCUCCACGAAAUACCUAUCCCCUCCCAUCUUCUUCUUCAUCUACUUCUUCUGAUCUAAAGUAUGCCAAUGUCAAUAGUUCAAAGAGUUCACGAUCAAGUAAACAUUAUAAUUAUUCAGGAUAUCGUAAUCAUGAUUCACUGAAGAGUUCAACAAUAUCAUCUACGCCAACCCCACCGCCACCCUUAUCAUCAAUAACACAACCAGUAUCAUCCUUCCCGUUAUCAUUUUCAACCGCAUACAUCAAUAAUAAUAAUAAUAA
Messenger RNA from Trichobilharzia regenti, 4698 nucleotides. The record is from the annotation of a GenBank genome assembly. NCBI's taxonomy places the organism in Eukaryota, Metazoa, Platyhelminthes, Trematoda, Strigeidida, Schistosomatidae.